Molecule: messenger RNA, 1548 nt
Organism: Trichoderma gamsii
Lineage: Eukaryota; Fungi; Ascomycota; Sordariomycetes; Hypocreales; Hypocreaceae
Product: RNP domain-containing protein
Exons: 9
Coding region: 1-1548 (515 amino acids)
Cellular component (GO): cytoplasm; nucleus
Molecular function (GO): mRNA binding
Source: RefSeq, a predicted model, not a curated record
AUGGAACCAUCUUUCAGCUCCAGUCUAACAUUUUAUCUUGCAGCUGACUCCGGCGAUAACUACCGACCGCGUGAGAGGUCUCGAUCUCCUCGCCGACGUUCUAGGAGUCCAGGCCGACAGUCUCGUCGGCGGUCCUAUUCACCUCGCAGCAGAUCAAAUAGUCGAGACGACUAUCGACGGGGCCGUGAUCGCUCCCCAAUGACUGGAUCAGGACAAGCGCCUGCCGGCGGCAACGCUGGCAACUAUGGGGGACAGGCACCCCAUCGAUCCUACGAAGACCGGGCCGCUGCCCGAGAGCAGAUGAUGAGCAACAUCCGCGAGACCUCGCAGCAAGACCGCCGGGUCUAUGUCGGCAACCUCUCUUACGAUGUCAAGUGGCACCAUCUUAAAGAUUUCAUGAGACAGGCUGGAGAGGUACUCUUUGCCGACGUAUUAUUACUUCCAAAUGGAAUGUCGAAGGUGGGCUUCAUCGCAAUUGUGGAAUAUGCUACCAGGGACCAAGCGCAGCAGGCGGUUGCUCAGCUUAGCAAUCAGAACCUGAUGGGUCGCCUUGUCUACGUUCGAGAGGAUCGCGAGGCCGAACCUCGAUUCAUCGGUGCUACGGGUGCCAAUCGUGGCGGAUUCAGUGGUGGCGGUGGUGGUGGUGGUGGCGGCAUGCCCGGUUUUAGCCAUGGAUACGCAGGCGGUCCUCCUGGCGGGGGGGGCGGCGGCGGCGGCGGCGGCGGCGGGGGCCGUCAAAUCUAUGUUGCCAACCUUCCAUAUACUGUCGGCUGGCAGGAUCUUAAGGACCUCUUCCGACAAGCAGCCCGAAUCGGCGGAGUGAUGCGUGCCGAUGUGCAUCUCGGAGCUGAUGGUAGACCCAAGGGCUCUGGAAUUGUCGUUUUUGAGAAUCCUGAAGACGCACGAAACGCCAUCCAACAGUUCAACGGCUACGAGUGGCAAGGUCGUCAACUUGAAGUUCGCGAAGACCGCUUUGCUGGCGGCGGCGGCGGCAUGGGCUUCGGCGGUCGUGGAGGAUACGGCGGCGGAAUGCGUGGAGGAGGCUUUGGCGGCCGUGGAGGCUUCGGUUUUGGUGGCGGCCGUGGAGGCUUCGGCUUCGGCGGCCGUGGGGGCUUCGGCGGUGGCGCCCCUGGAGGCGGCCCCGGAGCUGGUCCUCCCGGUGGUGGUUUUGAAACUUCUGCCGCGCCAGCAGUUGCCCCCAAUCCCUUCACCGACAAUGCGGCUCCAGGGACGGAACGAAAUGAGAUCAUCUACGUUCGAAAUCUGCCAUGGUCAACCAGCAAUGAUGACUUGGUUGAGUUGUUCACCACAAUUGGCAAGGUCGAACAAGCAGAGAUCCAGUAUGAACCCAGCGGCAGGUCUCGAGGCAGCGGUGUUGUCCGUUUUGACUCGAUUGACACCGCCGAGACGGCAAUCGCCAAGUUCCAAGGUUACCAAUAUGGUGGUAGACCGCUGCACCUGAGCUUCGUCAAAUAUCUGAACCAACCUAGCGGCGACAGCAUGGAAACGGACCCUCACGCUGGACUGACACAAGACCAGAUUAUGUAA